This is a messenger RNA of Drosophila virilis, 980 nucleotides long. RefSeq names its product Actin-related protein 2/3 complex, subunit 5 (gene Arpc5). Gene Ontology annotation, biological process: Arp2/3 complex-mediated actin nucleation; cell migration; regulation of actin filament polymerization. The record is from RefSeq and is a predicted model, not a curated record. Gene Ontology annotation, molecular function: actin filament binding. Gene Ontology annotation, cellular component: cytoplasm; Arp2/3 protein complex; actin cytoskeleton. Lineage: Eukaryota; Metazoa; Arthropoda; Insecta; Diptera; Drosophilidae.
UUGCAGCCCUGCGUCCAGGUCUGUUCAUCAGUUUGGUAUUUCGUGAAUCAAUUCGCUGGAUAAAAUAAGUAAAACACAGAAAACCUGCGCAUAUAACUACAUUCAACAUGGCAAAAAACACUUCGAGCAAUGCGUUUCGGAAAAUCGAUGUGGACCAGUAUAACGAGGACAAUUUCCGAGAAGAUGAUGGCGUCGAUAGCGCCGCCGUUGGUCCGGACGAGAACGAAAUCACAUCCCUGUUAACAAAAGGCCAGGGUGUGGAAGCGCUGCUCAGCGCGCUCCAAAACGCGCCCCUACGUUGUAAAAUCCAGCACGUCAAGGACAACGCACUGAAUAUAACACUGCGCGUACUGUUAUCGAUCAAGUCAACGCAAAUCGAUCAGGCAAUCGACUUACUGGAACAGAACGACCUGAUCGAUGUGCUCAUGAAAUACAUAUAUCGGGGCUUCGAAACACCCUCCGAGGGCUCCAGUGGGCAUCUGCUGCAGUGGCACGAGAAGGCGUUCGCCAAGGGCGGCGUUGGCUGCAUCGUACGUGUGCUCUCCGACACGAACCGUGCCUAAAGUGCACUCAUUACAGAAACAAGCAACCAGAUAAAUCAAUCACAAGUGUUGUUGUUUUUGCCAUUACUAUAAAAACCCGUUAAAUAUCCGAGCUAGAGCCCUAGUCCAAGCGCUAGUUGGAUUAUGCCGCAAUAAAAAAUUACAGUUUUCCAAAUAAGAUUUUAUUACAAAACUGCCUAGUAUAUUUGGAUGGAAACAUAAAAUGAAAACAUAAAUAUGUCGACUUUAGAGCGGCGCCAUCAACGGCGUGCUUAUUCUGUUUUCAAACGUCAUAUCUCCGCGCGGAGUCACUACGUUCGCAGUUAUUAUGUUUUCAUUUUAAACUGAUAAUCUAGAUAAUCGCGGAGUUGAGCCCUCUCAACUACAGCGUGAUUGCUUCCUUUUAACCAGAAUAAAAACGCAGUCGUUUCAAAAUUA